This is a messenger RNA of Onychostruthus taczanowskii (white-rumped snowfinch), 669 nucleotides long. RefSeq names its product leukotriene C4 synthase-like. NCBI's taxonomy places the organism in Eukaryota, Metazoa, Chordata, Aves, Passeriformes, Passeridae. Gene Ontology annotation, cellular component: membrane; nuclear envelope; endoplasmic reticulum. Gene Ontology annotation, biological process: leukotriene biosynthetic process. Gene Ontology annotation, molecular function: glutathione peroxidase activity; glutathione transferase activity; leukotriene-C4 synthase activity. The record is from RefSeq and is a predicted model, not a curated record. The coding region runs from base 108 to 545 and encodes 145 amino acids. The transcript has 5 exons.
CUAGGCUGCCAGAUACCAUCUCAAACUGCCACAUUAGCAAGGACUGAACCUGGCCAGAGGAACUUCUGACCAAGAAAUAAGAUUUUCUAGGUUCUGGAAAAGUCAGUAUGUUGGAUCAGAUUCAUUGGCUGGCUGCCGUGACAGUCCUGGGAGUCCUGGAGCAAGCCUACUUCUUCCUCCAGGUGAUCUAUGCUAGGAGGUUGUUUGGCAUUUCACCUCCAAAGAUCUCAGGCCCUCCUGAAUUUGAAAGGAUCUUUCGAGCACAGGUGAACUCCUCUGAGUAUUUUCCCAUCUUCCUGGCACUUCUGUGGCAGGCUGGACUCUUCUUCAAUCAAGGUCUGGCUGCAGCCUUGGGUCUGCUCUAUCUCUACGCCCGCUACUGCUACUUCAAGGGAUACAAGGCAUCGUCCUCAGAAAGACUCGCCCCGAUAUACUUCAGCGCUGGAGUUCUCUGGAUUCUCAUUGCAGUGUCAGCCCUGGGCAUCCUGCAUUUCUUCCUCUCUCACUAUGUGGGGCUGAAUGUCCUCCAGCUUCUCACAGCAUGACCCACUCCUCUGUGCUUCACCACUGUCCUCAUCUUCAAGUCCUGCUCCCUCCUGCCUGCCUUAACAGACUGGCUGCAACUCAGCAGCCCUCAAUGAGAAAGCCACCUUCACCCAAGCUUUUAAC